Messenger RNA from Acanthamoeba castellanii str. Neff, 609 nucleotides. RefSeq lists its product as uncharacterized. The record is from RefSeq and is a predicted model, not a curated record. NCBI's taxonomy places the organism in Eukaryota, Discosea, Longamoebia, Acanthamoebidae. The coding region runs from base 1 to 609 and encodes 202 amino acids. The transcript has 3 exons.
AUGGGAGCGGCGAGCAUCAAGGGUUUGGUUCUGAUGGAGACGGUGUUCCCGAGUCCCGACGGCUACACGGUGUUCGAUGAUCCCCAGAUGAAGAAGCAGCUGGUGAAGGAGCUCAAGAAGGGCACCAUCAAGCCCCCCACCGCCAGCGACGAACUAGACAUCGAUGAAGACCUUGAAACAAAAAUAGACCAGAUGGCGCGAGAGAUCUGGCAGUUCUACGAUCCCAAGAAUCUGGGCAGCAUCAACAAGAAGGCGGCCGAGAAGUUCCUGAAGGAUUGCUUCCAGCUCUACUCCCUUCGCAAGCGCUGCAAGGCCCCCAAGGAAGCUCUUGGCCCGGGCGUUGACAUGAGCAAGGCCACGGCCGCUGCCUACGCGAUGCUGGAUCCCUCCAACACGGGCAUGGUGUCCGAGAGGCAGUUCAUCGAGUUCAUCAACGAAUGCGAUCUCGACGAGAUCGUGGGCUCGUACACCGGCCAGACCGGCCCGAAGGACAUCAACUCGCGCCUGCCGCAGUCGAUGAUGUUCGAUCCCUCCACGCUGCCCAAGGACUCUGCCGUCAAGGUGGGCGAGAUCAAGUUCCGUGACUACAACCAGGGUGUGGAGGGCUAA